CCGUGCGCUCGGCCGCCGCCUUGCAGUCGCGCCGUGAUUUUUAUCGGCGGGUAUUAUGCCGGCGCACCGGAGUCGCGCCCCACGUGCCGCGAGCUCGCCGGUGCCCGCCGACUACGCGCCGCCACCACACUACCACGCUGUCCUCUCAUCCUCCAACAACAUAACACAUGCGAUUAUACAGCUCACGUCUACCGGAAUGUAAAUAUUUAUGGAUGUCAGUUUUCAGUUGUUUAGAUUGGCUGUGAAUUUUAAGGUGAAAAUGAAAUCGGCAAGGCGUGUUCGUGUACAUGAAGAUGCUAUACGUCAUAGUGAGAGUAAGAGUGGCGGCAACCGGCUGGCGACGCCUCGGAUGUCGCUACUUGGCAAACCGCUCAGUUACCGCGCAACGCGACGGGACGCGCGAUACCGCCGACUACAGUCCAAGUUUUACAAUUUUCUAGAAAGGCCUAGAGGUUAUAAGGCAGUCUUGUAUCAUAUGAUUGUGUUUUUGAUGGUGUUCAUGUGUUUGUCGCUGUCUGUGUUCUCCACAAUCGAAGAGUACGAAGCGAAAGCGGGGAUCGUUCUCUUCUACAUGGAGACAGUGGUGGUUGUAUGGUUCGCUAUUGAAUUCAUUUUAAGGCUAUGGUCGUCAGGAUGCAGGUCACGAUAUCAAGGAUCGAUAGGCCGCCUCAAAUUUUUGCGGCGGCCUUUUUGCAUUAUAGACGUUACUACGAUACUGGCGUCGUUGGUGGUUCUGGGUAUGGGUUCGUCGGGGCAGGUUUUCGCGGCAUCAGCGUUGCGCGGCCUGCGUUUCUUCCAGAUACUUCGAAUGGUUCGCAUGGAUCGUCGAGGUGGUACAUGGAAACUACUAGGAUCAGUCGUUUACGCGCAUAGACAGGAAUUAAUAACGACUUUAUACAUAGGUUUCCUUGGAUUGAUAUUUGCAUCGUUUCUAGUCUAUCUUGCUGAAAAAGAUGUAGCCGAUACCAAAUUUAAAAACUUUGCUGAGGCUUUAUGGUGGGGAGUGAUCACGCUGUGCACGGUGGGAUAUGGCGACAUGGUGCCGCAGACCUGGCAGGGUAAAUUCAUUGCAUCUUUUUGUGCUCUGCUUGGGAUAUCAUUCUUUGCCCUUCCUGCGGGUAUUUUAGGUUCGGGUUUCGCUUUGAAAGUUCAGCAACAGCAACGUCAAAAGCACAUGAUAAGGAGAAGACAGCCAGCGGCAACACUCAUACAGGCUUUGUGGAGAUGCUACGCGGCUGAUGAGCAUUCCAUGAGCGUUGCUACUUGGAAAAUACACCAGAUCCCGUUGCCUAGUCCUCAGACAAGUCGAGUGAUGAGCGCGUCAUUCAAGAACAAUGCAUCCUUUGUGUCGCGGUUGCCGACGAUCCGACGGCACAAGACCACGUCCCUGCACUCCCCCGCGCCGCACUCCAAGCCGGCGCACAGAUACGACGUUAACGCUAGCGCUGAAAAUCUCGGCGCGACCAACGGACGAACAAUGCGGACGCGACCUGUCAACCCUUCGCAGAGUGAGGACUCAGUAGCAGAAACAGCCCUCUCCAAGAGAAACUCGGACGAUGAGGAAGAUGAGCCACGCUGUGUUACUCUAACGCCGCGACACAAAGCUGCAAUACGUUUUAUUAGAAAGCUCAAGUAUUUUGUCGCACGCAAGAGAUUUAGAGAAGCGUUGAAACCUUACGACGUGAAAGACGUGAUAGAGCAAUACUCUUCGGGACAUGCGGAUCUGCUAAACCGAACCAAGAAUUUACAGUACAGGUUAGACCAAAUACUUGGCAAACAAGGGUCAAAGGCUAAAGACGUCUACGCAUCCAAAAUAAGUCUUGCUUCCAGAGUAGUUAAAAUCGAAAGACAAGUAGAUGACAUAGAGAGUAAGUUGGAUCAUUUAUUAGAGAUGUAUGAAGAAGAUAGAAGAUCGCAUAGGGCAGGUGGUGGAAGGAAUGGAGGUGAGGGUGGGCCUUCAGGAGAAUGUGGAUUAGCGCUCAGAAUGCGACCGGCUUUGUCAGACAAACAGUGCUCGGAGCCGAACUCUCCAGUAUCUCGAACUUUCGACCAACCAGCUCCGGCAUCGGCACCUCCUCUUCCUCAUAAACGACCUAUGAACAGAGGAUAUUCAGAUUUGGGAACUAGGUUUAUGAGGAAAAAAGUGAUUGUUAAAACAUCGUCUAGUCGCAACAGUGAUUCCCCCAGAGACGAUGAGGUAGUUAUCGUAGUUCCCACAGACAGAGAGGACACGCCACCGCGACUUGUCACCGACAGCUCAGAAGUGUGCGCUAGCUGUUCGGUGGAAGUGGAGACAGAGGCUGAUGUGGGUGGAUCCCAUUCUGGAAGUUCACCAUCAGCAUCUUGGUGCGAGGGUGAUGGCACCGAAGAGCGCGGUUACGGCUCCGGGGACUCUCUGGCCGAGGAUACCGCACUUCUGGGUGACGCGGCGCAGUCUGCCAACCCGCCGCGGAUAGUCCGGAACCAGCGCCGGGACGUAGCCGUCGAUCUCCACCUCCUACGACCUGAUGUUUGAAAGAUCUCGCUGUUUCCACAUUCGGUGGUCACCUUAGUUCCUCUCCUGCUCGACUACCUAAAAUUACUUUUGGUAUUGACGUCGUUCGCACAAUAAUUUUGUAUUCGACAUAAAAUUGCUGUCCAUUCACAAUUUAGAUACAUAGGUGCUUAAUGCGAAGAAAGAGCAAUCAUAGUUUAGUGCGGUUAAAUAGUUAUGUAAGUAAACUUUAACUCCAAUUAUGGAUACAACGAGUAGGUUUUACUAUUAAUUUUACAAAGUUGACCCCUUCCGCUCGUUAGGCAUUAAUAAAGACCAAAGACUUUCAAAACGAGUAGAUGAUUUUAAGUAUUAAAUUAUUGUUGUUAUUUUUUACGCUUAAAAUAUUGCAUUAUACUACGUUAAACUUUGAAAAUUGAGUUGUAGAUAAUUUGUAUAUAAUAAUUUUAAUGACUAAGUCAAAUUUUUAACGAUUAUUUAGGUAAGUAAAUUUAAGUAUUUUAAACUAAGUGAAAAAUUUUUCGUGAUGUUGACGAAUAUCUAAAGAGAAGUAGUUAAACCUACCUUGUUAAUAUUUUUAAGUCAUACAUACCAUUAUGCAAAAUGUCUAGUCAUACCUUAAACGGGUCUCGAUACAAUAUACCGUAAAUCAGCUCAAACGAAAUCGAUAAUAAAGACCAGACGCAAAAACUGAAAUCGAUACUCGAUAUAAACUUUAUUUUGAUUCUUCAUCCUAAUUAGAGGUGAGGUUGCAUAAUAAGUGAAGUGAGAUUUGCAUUUGAAUGAUUGUUUGUUUGAUGAGAACAAGACAACAGACGGUAAUUUAAAUAUAUCUGAUUAUAUUUUUAAGACGCUUUCAAAGAAUUGAGAAUUUAGCACAACACUAUUGGAACUACUGUAGCACUUAAGAAUAAGAAAGCAACAAAAACGUUGUACGUUCCAUUUAAAAAAAAAUCAACAGUUUGAAUCUUUAAUUUUAUGCGUUAUUACUUGCGUUUGCAAAAUGCUGUGAUAUUUUUAUUACCUCAUUACUGGUCAUAAUUCUUGAAGCUACGGACAUCAUACAACGAGAAUUUAGAUGCUUAUGUCCCAUCGCAACAAACAUUAGAUUUGAAAUUAAAGUUUGCUAUUCAGAUACUUAACUGAAAAUUGUAUUGAAAUAAAUAUUUUAAAAUAUUGAGACUCUGAAUUGGUGCUAGGGAUUAUCGCAUUUCACAAUAAUCUUUUCAAACCCGCGAGGGACCAAAUGAUUUUACUUACACACGCCCGAAUUUUCGUUUAUACAAAGAUUGUCGUAAUGUGCAAUAGUACAAAAUAUCGUUGAUUGAAUUGUUGCAAGAAAACUUUCCAGUUUAGUAAAAUGUAUGUAAGUUCAAUGUAUUGAUAAAUUUACAAAGAAAAAGUUAAUCUUAAAUGUUCCACAUUUAGUGGUAGGGUGAUUGAUAAAACUACAUCCAGUAUCUAGUCUCCAUUUAAAGAAAAAUCAAUUGCGGCUACGUUUCAGCUUUGGUAAUCGCUCAAUUGCAUUCAUACUCGGUAAAUCAUAAAAUUAUAGUCCGGGAUAUACAUAAAAAUCAUUGUUACCCUGAAAUGUAAGAAAUUCUCUAACUAGAUCUUAGCAUCGACGAAUUUAAAAAAAAAAUCUCUGCAACAAGGGUAUUAUUCUCUUAAUCUGUCAAAUGAGUACUUAACCUUCCUACCUAUAUGAGAUCCAAUUCUAGUCUUGAAACAAUUUUAACUUUUGGACACAUUUCUUGAUGAAGCAGGGUAUUUAAUUGCCUGAGUAAACUAGAUAAGAUAUUAAAAUAUUGGUAUGUACCUAUUUAAUAGUCUAACACCAGGCUAAUUUGGCAAAACGGCAUUUCCAGCGGCCUAAAAUACCUAUUUACAAAUAUUUAUUGUCAAAAUAAACAUAAGAAAUUACAAUAAUGAAAUACACCAUGGGACCUACUGUUGCCUACUGUUAUAAACCUUUUAAGAAAGAAAAGCUUAUGUACAAUUACAAUAAGUUCGUUUACAUUCUAACUCUUAUUCCACUAGUAAAUAGAUGAAAUUUUCCUAUUCGUGAUAGCAUCUUUAGAAAAAACGUUACAAAAUUAAGUAAGAACCAAAUUAUUUAAGAAAUGUAAAGGUAGGUACGUGCUUGUGUAACUUUCGUUGGGUAUUCUGAUAUUCAUUCAGAUACCUGCCAAUACGAUAACGUCAGCGGUGCUUGGUGUUUAUAAAAUAUAAUAUAAUUAUGUUUGAUAUUCGUUGAAAUGAGUUAAAAAUUCAUGCACCAUAUACCAAUUAUUUACUGUGUUACUCUAUUAAUGUGAGAGUAUAAUAUGUGAAGCAUGGCUUUGUUAAAGUAGAAUUUUAAAAUAUUGUUCUGUUUUCUGUGUACUCCGCUUCUAACUAAAAGCGAGCGUACCUUAUAUAAUAAGUACAUAUUUGUAUUUUAUUAUCAUCAUUGCGCAUUUCAUCAUUAGCAUCGGUUUUACUAACGGUUGUCAAUUUUGGGUAACGCAAUUUUUUACAGAAUUGAAUCGAAGCUCUGAUCAAAUUGUUUGUAAUUGUUAACACGGAUUAGUACGCGUAAUCUACUAAAGUAAAAAAAAAAAUAUAUCAGGAAAUCUCUUCAAUUGCAAAUAGGUAUAAUCAAUAAUUUUGAUAGAUUAAAAAAAAGUUUGAGUUUCUUGCCACCAAUGAGCCUGUAUAUUAUAUAUUCUUAUAUAAGGUCCAUAUGAAAAUAUUUGUUUUUAAAGCCGAUGUUGUGAUCAGAUUUGUAUCAAAGUAAAUAAAUGUAAGACAGUUUGCAAUUGUUUUGCCUGUUAAGACAAUUAUCUGUAAUUAAGCAAAUUUUAGGUAUCAGUAGAUUUUCUAUUACUUACAUGACAUCGCUUAUGUACCUAUCGCGUAUUGAUACAAUAAAGAGUGAUGA
Molecule: messenger RNA, 5417 nt
Organism: Bombyx mandarina (wild silkworm)
Lineage: Eukaryota; Metazoa; Arthropoda; Insecta; Lepidoptera; Bombycidae
Gene: KCNQ
Product: KCNQ potassium channel
Biological process (GO): potassium ion transmembrane transport
Cellular component (GO): voltage-gated potassium channel complex; membrane
Molecular function (GO): voltage-gated potassium channel activity; nucleic acid binding
Source: RefSeq, a predicted model, not a curated record